AUGAAUACGGUAUCAAAGGGUGUCAUUCAAAUCACCAUUCAAUCUCUGCACAACGAGUUUCGCAAGAAUUUAUUAUGUUUAUCGAUUCCGAUAAUAUCAGAUUUAGUUCCAUCUGAGAUUUUCCCGCGACAUUCCAUCAAAAUUCCGUCUAACAUUAAAUUAGCCGAUCCGAAGUUUCAUUUACCACAUCCGAUCGAUUUAUUAAUCGGAGCCGGAACAACAUUGUCGCUGUUCUCAAUCGGUCAAAUCGAUCUGUCCCAAGAAAAGCACGAUUUAUAUUUGCAAAAGACUCGCUUCGGCUGGAUAGUCGCGGGCGGAAUAGCAUCGCGGAAGUAUCCGAAAAAUGUAACAUGCCAAUUAUCUAGCUUGGAACAACAAAUUGCUAAGUUUUGGACGAUUGAGGAACUAACAACCGAUACACCCAAAUCUACUAAGGAACUCGAAUGCGAAGCGCAUUUUGCAAAAAACGUCACUCGCGAUAACAGCGGCCGCUAUAUGGUACGAUUACCAUUUCGUAAGGGUGAUAAACGCCUCGGUGAUUCGCGAAUCGUUGCACUCAAACGCCUGAACUCUCUCGAGCGAAAACUCGAUUCGGACGCGAUGUUAAAGACCGCUUAUUCAUAA
This is a messenger RNA of Formica exsecta, 624 nucleotides long. RefSeq lists its product as uncharacterized. Bases 1 to 624 code for a protein of 207 amino acids. The transcript has a single exon. The record is from RefSeq and is a predicted model, not a curated record. Lineage: Eukaryota; Metazoa; Arthropoda; Insecta; Hymenoptera; Formicidae.